Molecule: messenger RNA, 1599 nt
Organism: Neopsephotus bourkii (Bourke's parrot)
Lineage: Eukaryota; Metazoa; Chordata; Aves; Psittaciformes; Psittacidae
Product: homeobox protein VENTX-like
Exons: 3
Coding region: 679-1410 (243 amino acids)
Biological process (GO): regulation of transcription by RNA polymerase II
Molecular function (GO): RNA polymerase II cis-regulatory region sequence-specific DNA binding; DNA-binding transcription factor activity, RNA polymerase II-specific
Source: RefSeq, a predicted model, not a curated record
UCCCUGAUACUUUAGUCCAGAAAACAUACUUUAUUUAAGCAGCCAGAAGCCAGACAAUUUGUACAACUCAAUAGCCUUUACCUUUACUUUUUUCUGUUUCACAGCCUUCUCCAAAUCCCCUGCCCUCUGCCUGGUGCUUAUGACCUGAUACCCUGGAGAAUGCAAUGAGUGAGUUUAUCCACUUGCCUGCCUCGGGCUGUCUCGGGAACACAGUGCUCAGCCCAGACAGGAGCGUGCUUAAGAAGAUCCGUUUACACAGUGGAUCUUCUGCUUUAAAAGGAAUAAAACAGCCAGCUCUAGAGGAAGGGAGCAGCAGCGUCCGGGGAUGCUGGUCCCUGUGCGCUCCCCUGGGGGUGCAUUCCCCAGCGCCGUUUGAGGCUGCUCAGCUCCAUAAAUGCCAUUUGCAUCGGGAUAGGAUGUAACAAGAGCUGUAAAUCACUGACGGCUGAGGAACAACUCCAGGAGCAGACACGGCGGAGCCGGGCCUCCGCGAGCUGUGGCAAUGUGUGAACGGUAUCUUUUGUUGGGGGGGAGAGGGGGAGAACUGAGAGCAAUUAGAUGAUACUUAUCUGGUCCUUUGAUGUGUAUUUACACAAACAACGUUUUCCUCCGCGAUUUGUGGUAUAAAAGAGGAGCUGUGCUCCUUGACACCCUCCUACAUCUCCGAAACAAGGCAGGAUGACCAAGGCCCCUUUCUCUGUGGAGUGGUUGUCCCAGAGCAGCCAGGCGCUCAAGAGCACCACCGCGGACUCCCCGCACCAACCCUCCUCCGCGGGCCACCGGCCCGCUUCAGCGUCCAGCCCCGGCUUGAGUGACGGGAGCAAGAAGCAGCCCGCCGGGCCGCGGGCCGGGAGAGGCGGCAGGAGCCGGCAGCGUUUGGCAGCACCCUUUGCUGCAGGCGGGCGGCCGUGUGGAGCAGAGCAGUCCCCGCCGGAGGGAAGUCCCGAGCUCUCGAGCUCUGAGGAGGCCGGCGGCAAGGGCGGCCGGCGGCUGCGCACUGCCUUCAGCGCCGAGCAGGUCAGCACCCUGGAGAGCUCCUUCCAGAAGCAGCAGUACCUGGGGGCGGCCGAACGCCGCAAGCUGGCCCGCAGGAUGCGGCUCUCGGAGGUGCAGAUCAAGACCUGGUUUCAGAACCGCCGGAUGAAACUCAAGCGGCAGUUGCAGGAGCUGAGGACGGAGUCUUUAUGUAGCCCCCCUUAUGGACCUCAGAGCAGCAUUGUAUCUUUGCCGCUCACGUACAUGGCCCAGCCACUUCCUCUGUUCCGGCAAGAGGCUGCCUCCGGAGGCUUCACUUUGGCGGGGCUCCCGACACCCAGCCCGGAACUCAGCAGUGCACAGCCUGUGGGCUUUUGGCCGGCACCCUGCUUUGUUGGGUACGGGGACCCCACAGCUUUCUUGCUGGGUGUCUGACUCUUUGAUACAGACUAUGACUAAGGAGGAUUUGCACUACGGAUACCUAUCUGUAACUGCCUGGUGGAGUUACGAUGCAGCAAUGUGCAAGAUACUUUACAGAGGCAUACUGGACAAUUUGAAUCGUGGACUUCAGGUCCCAGCAUUUAUAGGCAACUGUGUAAAAUAGAAAAAAAGUGGGACAAACAC